This is a messenger RNA of Solanum stenotomum, 754 nucleotides long. RefSeq names its product 3-oxoacyl-[acyl-carrier-protein] synthase I, chloroplastic-like. The transcript has 4 exons. Bases 230 to 481 code for a protein of 83 amino acids. Gene Ontology annotation, biological process: fatty acid biosynthetic process. The record is from RefSeq and is a predicted model, not a curated record. Gene Ontology annotation, molecular function: 3-oxoacyl-[acyl-carrier-protein] synthase activity. NCBI's taxonomy places the organism in Eukaryota, Viridiplantae, Streptophyta, Magnoliopsida, Solanales, Solanaceae.
AUGGUACUUCAAACAUUAUGGCGUUAGUCACUAUCUGUGAGUACUAGAGAAUAUAAUGUUAAAACUGCUCAUAAAUGUUCGGGGGUUAGUUUGAUUAGUCAACUGGUCUCUCCUUUUUGUUUAUUUUCAGGUUAAUUACAUAAAUGCUCAUGCAACUUCCACAAUAGUUGGUGAUCUAGCUGAGGUAAACGCUAUUAAGAAGGUAUUCAAGAACACUUCAGAGAUCAAAAUGAAUGCAACCAAGUCCAUGAUAGGCCACUGCCUGGGUGCUGCUGGUGGCCUGGAAGCUAUUGCAACAGUUAAAGCCAUUAAAACUGGCUGGCUGCAUCCUUCCAUAAACCAAUUCAACACUGAGCCUUCAGUUGAGUUCGAUACCGUUCCAAACAAGAAACAGCAGCAUGAGAUCAAUGUUGCAAUCUCAAAUUCAUUUGGUUUUGGUGGUCACAACUCUGUUGUUGUGUUUUCUGAUUUCAAGCCCUGAAUCAGCUUAGUAUAGCAAGAGCAACCUUCUGCUUCUGAGGCUUAAUUUAGUGUGGUAUAGAGGCUGCUUCAUCUCAACACAGCAAUUGCGAAUUUUGAUUGUUUUUGUUCUUUGCAACGACAAUCUUAACUUUUUCUGGUAUUUUUCCACCCUUAGAUAAUUGGAUGUUUUCAAGCUUGGUUAGGCAGCAACCAGUUUUGAAAUAUGUUAGAGAUAGAAAAUACACUAUGGUAUUUUGAGGUUGAGGGCAUUGUUAACACUUUGAUUAUUUGA